AAUCGGUUCAUCUGGAUAUGUUUCUUGACAGAUACUGAUUCAAACUUCUUCCAUUUUCUUACCUGGAUUAUGCAUAAAGACAUGACAAGUAACUGUUUUCACUGUGUUGCCGCAUCGUUCACCGCACUUGACUAAUGUAAACCACUAACAGCCACCCACCCGCCCUGCUUUUGUGUCUGCAUGUCUGGCAUAACUAAAGACAGUACCGGCAGUCCUGCUUCACCGACUCUGCACCGUCACACACUCGCCUGCCUCCACCGAGGAGACAGACAGCACCACUUGUCCUCUGCCACCAGGUGGCAGUAUUUCACCUCUGACGAUCAGUCAGACUAUGCUGGGCAUCAGACCGGAUGGCCCAGGGAGGUAGCCAAUCAGAGAACCACCACAAGGUCAAGUGAAGGAAACAGAGACUCCAUUUGGCCAACUGGAAAUGAAGCCAGAGAGCCUUUGAGCGACGGCUCUGAGGACUCGGACACAGUAUUCUUUGAGCAGCUCCCUGCCGGCUCCCACAGAAGGGAUAAAAGGGUCAACACGAGCCCUUGUAGGCGUCAAACGUCUCGCCAUGAUCCACCAGAGAGCGACUCCAGAGGUCUUCACCACAGGGGGAAGUGCAGAGAUGGGGAGGGGGACCAAGGCCAAUGGGAGGAGGAGUAUGAACACCGUGAUGACCCGAAGGAGAGGCGCGCAAGGCGUCCAGAGUGCAGAAGGAGGCGUAGGGAUGAAUUUGAAGGCUGGCACAGAGACGGGGAUUAUGACAGGGAUUCAAGGUCCAGAGAGGGAAUGGAGAGGCAAAGCAGCCUUGGUAACCCUAUCGGACUCCAGGACAGGGACGGACGCAGGGACAAAGACUUAUCAAGGACCUGGACCUACAGGGAGAACCCCAACAAACACGUCCACUUUCAGGAUGACGGCUGGCGCUACGAGGGUUUGCGCAGCGAUAGCAGCCAAGUCUGGGAGAUGCUGGGCCAGGUCCUCAGAGAGAGGGGUGUGGCUGUGCGACACGCCACCCACGGGGCUCCAUUGCAAACGAGACCUCAGAGGAGAGGCAGCCAGAUGCAGCCCGAGAGCGAAUCAUCAUGUGACGGCUCCCAACUGCAUCCGAGGGCCUUCCAGAGGUUUGCCGCCACCCGGCACAGUUACCAUGGCGAUGUCAGAGAGAGGAGGAGACUGUCGCACCGAGAGAACCGCGAGAAGUCUUUCGGAGAAGAUCUACCUGAAGAGCGACUCAGCGAGAGUCUGGUGAUUGAGGAGGCUCAUGGAGCCGAAGUCGAUGAGGAGCCCAGUAGAGAUUCAGAUUUGGCAAACAGAAGAGAGAGGAGACGCAGCAGGAGGUGGAGUAGAGGUGUCUUUGGGCACAAGGAUGAAGAGAGGCAAGAAGACGGCAGGUCCCAUCAGGAUGGCCGGGUCAUGAGGAGCGCAAGUGAGCGCUGGCGUUGUCAUAAGGAAAUUGAGGAAAGGCCGAGCUCGGAGGAAUGCAAGGUGAGGAGGCACCAUCUUAGAGCUCCACAGAGUAGCCAGAGCCUCAGCAGCAGCGGCGGCGGCGGCGAGGCCUCGGCCGGGUCACGACACACACCCGCAGGAAGGACCUGUCAGCCACAGUCAAGGAGGGCUUGUCUGGACCUGGGGGAUCUCCACCAGGUCUUGGAGGAUGAAGAACUAGCCCGCAGGCUGCAGGAGGAAGAGGACCAGCUGUUGAGGAGGAGCCCUCAGCCUUGCUCUUCUUCACGCCGUUCCAACCCCGAGGGAGACUUCAGAGUUGCACAAGUUGCUCAGGAUGAGGUAGGACGGUUAUUCAAGUACAAGGAGAUUGCACGGUUCAUGCAGAAGCAAGAAAUAAAGUCAAAACGGAGGUCCCGUGAGCUGGAAGGCCCGGCGUCAUGGCGAGAACAUCGAGAAAUGAUGGAGCACCACCGUGCUGGGCGGCAUACCACGGAAAGACGGGUCCAGCGGGAGAGACUAGACUCUGAGGGCCUUCCUUCCCCUAUAGAGGACUACUCUGCAGAAAACCAGCCCCCGAGCCCGGUCUCCACCUUACCACAAACCCAGCAGAUCAGAAACGUUGCUGAGGAGCUGGACCCAACCUUCAAGGUUAAGAGGCAGGACAAGGAGAGCCUCAGAGAGGGACUAACAGGCCCGGCCUGUCAGUCACUUCCUGUCGGCCAGUCAGGCUUACGUGAUUUACUUGAGGAGCCAGCCUUCAUCCCACCCACCAAGCGGCAGAGUGAUAAGUCGGGACGCAGCAAACCCAAAGAGAAGAAGGAGAACUGUAAACAGCAGUGAGCCCCCCGGCCCGGGGGUGGUCGACCCUCCCCGAGCUCAGAGAGCAACGCUCGAGACGUUUGGUCAACGCUUGGACCGGGUCGCUCUCGCCCAACUUGGCCUGGUUCUGAGAGGAAUUUGAACAGCCCGUUCUCGGUCCCCGCUGUCCCCGGUGGCACUUUAGCCAGCCGAUAGAGGCGAUCUGCUCAAGUACUGCUCGCCGAGCUGCCUGGGGCGUAUGUACCGCCGCAAUACUGAGGGCUCGCGCUUCUGUGAAACUCCGAGCGACAACCCCUUGGUGUACUGAAGUAUUCGCUCGAGACUUCGGCGUUGACGAGUGAUAUUGUAUAUAUCUUUUUUAUCUGUACUGUAACUUAUUAUAAGUCUUUAUUUAGAUGCAUGGGAGGUGCACGCUAAGCAGCCAAGCCGUUUCACUUGUCUGUGGAUCCCCCCCCUCCUCCUCCUCCUCCUCCCCCCCCUCCAAUUAGCUCUUGAAAUCUUGUUCAGAGACGGCCACAGGGAACUCUUGUGUAGCUACGUAGUAGCGUCACUUGGAUUUUACUGUCAAGGGAAGGGACUUCCCUGCUUACUCAACUGGCGCCGACAUUUAAAUUGCGGCACGAACUGUGUGUCCUCUUAAACACACCAAAUUACUGUGAGAGGCAGGAUACAUAUAGACACCAAACGCCUGAAACGCGCCUCUGCGGGAGUUUCCACCGACCCUUUUGUUUUUGUUUUUCGGUCUUUAAUGCUCACAAUGUUUUGGCACCACUUCAGUAGUUGUUGUUUACUGGGCCAAAACGACAGUCAGCUGUAUUCAGUUACCGCUCGUCUACAGGGAUUAGAUGGAUAUCUCACACUUCAUCAGUGACGCCACCGAAGCAGAAUUACGACAUUUAUUUCGGCUGUGUUCUGUACACGCAACUGAAUUACACUGUUUACUGUCGGGUCGGGUCAGCCGGGCCGUUACCUUUUUCUGAAGCCAGUCGUGUUAGCCGGGUUUCGUUUUUUUAACAUCAUACUGUCAGACUAAACACUUGGCCAAACACAAUUUGUUUAUUAUACUACAUUGCAUAUAUGCACUGGGGGAAUACUGUCCAUCCUUCAGUUUCUGUGUAAAACGGAGUAAAGCGUGAGUAUUUUUCUUCACUUUGUGAAAGUAUUUGUGUUUUAUUACACGUGAAAGCCGGGGGGCACAGCUGAGUACGACACUGUAUUCUCAGUAUUCAGUAAGUCCAAGUCAGUUUUAUUUGUGUAGCCCAGUAUCACAAAUUACCAAUGUGCCUCGGGGGGGCUUUACAGCAACACAUCCUGUCCUUAGAGGGUGAUUAAAGAUACCUUGAACUGGAAUUACAACUAGUCAUCGACACUUCAUUGGCAGAUAUCCACAGUGUGCAUUGGGGAUAUCUGCAAAUGAACUUUAGAUUUCUGCAAUGAGGAACCCCAUACACACGAAUGGCAAAUGUAAGUUUGAAGCUUACGAGUCAAAAUGUAAUUACAGAUAUCUUGGAUUAG
This is a messenger RNA of Lampris incognitus (smalleye Pacific opah), 3774 nucleotides long. RefSeq names its product coiled-coil domain containing 187 (gene ccdc187). The coding region runs from base 181 to 2280 and encodes 699 amino acids. The transcript is spliced from 7 exons. The record is from RefSeq and is a predicted model, not a curated record. NCBI's taxonomy places the organism in Eukaryota, Metazoa, Chordata, Actinopteri, Lampriformes, Lampridae.